Messenger RNA from Nematolebias whitei (Rio pearlfish), 1297 nucleotides. It is a transcript of the gene kctd9a, whose product is annotated as potassium channel tetramerization domain containing 9a. Gene Ontology annotation, biological process: intracellular signal transduction; protein homooligomerization. NCBI's taxonomy places the organism in Eukaryota, Metazoa, Chordata, Actinopteri, Cyprinodontiformes, Rivulidae. The record is from RefSeq and is a predicted model, not a curated record. Bases 117 to 1286 code for a protein of 389 amino acids. Gene Ontology annotation, molecular function: protein binding. The transcript is spliced from 12 exons.
GUCUCAUGUAAGCUAGCUGGCCACUCUCGUUUGUUUCGAAGCGCUAGAAGCUGGCUGAAAAAUAACAUUAAUAUUCACGAAUAUAGAAUUUUAGUUUGGACCAAAGCGCACAAAGAAUGAGAAGAGUUACCCUAUUCGUUAACGGGACGUCUAAAAAUGGCAAGGUUGUAGCAGUGUACGGGACCUUGCCUGAUUUAUUAUCUGUUGCGAGCAACAAGCUGGGAAUCAAAGCAUCUUGUUUAUACAAUGGAAAGGGUGGUCUCAUAGAUGAUAUUGCCCUAAUUCGAGAUGACGAUGUGCUGUAUGUGUCAGAAGGGGAUCCAUUUAUUGACCCACAGAAUGAAACCAAAGUUGCACCUGAUCAGCAUGGAGCCCAAACUGACUGGCUAACUCUGAAUAUUGGUGGCCGUCUCUUCACCACCACCAGGAGCACUUUGGUCAGCAAAGAGCCUGAGAGCAUGCUUGCUCACAUGUUUCGUGAGAAAGAUGUGUGGGGAAACAAACAGGACGAGCACGGGGCGUACUUAAUCGACCGCAGCCCUGAAUACUUUGAGCCCAUUCUCAACUAUCUGAGGCACGGUCAGCUCAUUGUCAACGAAGGCAUAAACAUAAGAGGAGUCCUGGAGGAGGCUCGCUUCUUUGGAGUUGAGCAGCUGGCUGAACAGCUGGAAGUAGCAAUCAAGAACUCGCAGCCACCCGAGGACCACUCUCCCAUUUCCCGCAAGGAGUUCGUUCGUUUUCUUUUGGCAACUUCCACCAAAUCCGAGCUCCGCUGUCAGGGACUUAAUUUCAGUGGUGCCGAUUUAUCCAGACUCGAUCUGCGCUAUAUCAAUUUCAAGAUGGCAAAUCUCAGCCGCUGUAACUUGUCACAUGCUAAUCUGUGCUGUUCCAACCUGGAGCGGGCUGAUCUUUCUGGAGCCAACCUGGAUGGUGCUAAUUUACAAGGAGUUAAGAUGCUCUGCUGCAACGCUGAAGGAGCUUCUCUCAAAGGAUGCAACUUUGAAGAUCCCUCUGGACUAAAGGCCAAUCUAGAAGGUGCAAACCUAAAAGGAGUUGAGAUGGAAGGAAGUCAAAUGACCGGCAUCAACCUGCGUGUGGCCACUCUGAAAAAUGCUAAGCUGAAGAACUGUAACCUGCGGGGGGCCACUUUGGCAGGGACGGAUCUCGAGAACUGCGACCUGUCCGGCUGCGAUCUACAAGAGGCCAAUCUGCGAGGGUCCAAUGUGAAAGGAGCCAUUUUUGAAGAGAUGCUGACUCCCCUGCACAUGUCUCAAAGUGUCAGAUAAUUCACCUGCAC